Messenger RNA from Osmia lignaria (orchard mason bee), 2383 nucleotides. Its product is annotated as pre-mRNA-processing factor 17. Gene Ontology annotation, cellular component: catalytic step 2 spliceosome. The record is from RefSeq and is a predicted model, not a curated record. Gene Ontology annotation, molecular function: mRNA binding; protein binding. Gene Ontology annotation, biological process: mRNA splicing, via spliceosome. Lineage: Eukaryota; Metazoa; Arthropoda; Insecta; Hymenoptera; Megachilidae.
GUUAAAAAUAGACUCAGAAUCAAUCACAAACGAUUUACAAACGAAAUACACUAAGAAAACUUAAAAAUAAUCAUAUUUCAUUAUUCCUUCCGGCUAGGGUAUCUGCAAGGCACAAAUAUGUCCAUUGUCCAGUUUUCUACUAUUGUCUACUAUCUGUAGUCAAUGCGAGGUGUGUAUGGGUACGUAAAUAAGCAAUGAUGUUACGUUUGAAUAUUUUGAAAUGAAUGCUUCGCGUUAGGUAAUAGGAACAGUUAUCGUAUAAAUAUCUACAAUAAAAUAUGCUUGCACUGAAAGAUUAUGGUAGCAGUGACGAUAAUAGCGAGUCAGAAAAUGACGAUGAAAGUACAAAGAGUGAGGUUAACUGUGAUGUCGGUGCAAAUAACAAACCUGUUGUUGAAUUACCUCAUGCUGUGGAAAAAUUAACCGCGUCUAUAAACAUACAGAUUUGCUCAGCACCAGAAGUAAUACCAACGGGAUCCGAAUUAUGUGUAAGACACGUAGAUUCAACCAUGGAAGAAGUUACGCACAAUCCAAAGUACGAGGAACUGUUUGCUCCAGAUAUUGGCCCUGAGAAUCCUUUUAAAACGCAACAACAGCGUGCUGUAAAAAAUAUGCUUUCUGGUUAUGUAGAAAAGGCUCACAUAAGCGAAUUUCAAUUCGAAAAUCAAAGAAGAACAUUUGCCAGUUAUGGAUACGCUUUAGAUCCGACCGUAGAUGGUAGCGCGGAGGAAGGUAGAUCGAUAAUAGGAGCAAAAGAAGCAGCAGAAGAAUCUGGAGGCAAAACUGUAUUUGAAAAUACAACAUUAAGACCUUCCGAUAAAAGGAAAAGGCAUAGAAACGACGAUCCUGCAGAUAUCGAAGGGUUCUUGGGCCCAUGGGGUGGAUAUAUAGAUGAAAAACGAAUUGUCAAACCGACGGAGGAAGAAGCUGCUGAAUUGGAAGAAAUAUUAGCCAAAAGAAAUAGAAGAGGAAAACCAACGGAGGAGAAACCUCUCGAAGAGAAGACGGUGUUACAUAUCAAAGACAGUGUCGACUAUCAGGGAAGAUCAUUUUUGCACGCGCCUCAGGAUGUUGGAGUAAAUUUGAGAUCGGAGUCACCGCCCGAUAGAUGUUUCUUACCAAAAGCACAAAUUCAUACGUGGGAAGGUCAUACGAAAGGUAUUUCGCAAAUUAGAUGGUUUCCACGGACGGCGCAUUUGUUACUUUCUUGUAGUAUGGACUGCAGAGUAAAGCUAUGGGAGGUGUAUAAAGAUAGGAGAUGUAUUCGAACUUAUUAUGGUCACCGUCAAGCUGUAAGGGAUAUUAGUUUUGAUAACGAUGGACAGAGAUUUUUGUCAGCUGGGUAUGAUCGUUACGUAAAACUGUGGGACACAGAGACUGGUUCGUGCAUCAGUCGAUUUACGAGUAGAAAAAUCCCUUACUGCGUCAAAUUUAAUCCCGACACAGAUAAACAACAUCUAUUCGUAGCUGGAACAAGCGACAAAAAAAUUAUUUGCUGGGAUGUACGUUCUGGUGAAAUAACUCAGGAAUAUGACAGGCAUUUAGGAGCUGUUAAUACAAUAACGUUCGUUGAUGAGAACCGAAGAUUUGUAACGACUUCUGACGAUAAAAGUCUGCGAGUUUGGGAAUGGGAUAUACCGGUCGAUAUGAAAUACAUUGCGGAUCCUUCUAUGCAUUCUAUGCCCGCAGUAACUCCGUCUCCUAAUCAAAAGUGGCUUGCUUGUCAAAGUAUGGAUAAUAAGAUUGUUAUAUUCUCUGCAUUAAAUAGGUUUAAAAUGAAUCGUAAAAAAACAUUUACGGGUCACAUGGUUGCUGGUUACGCUUGUGGUUUAGACUUUUCCCCUGAUAUGAGUUACCUCGUAUCGGGUGACGCGGAUGGCAAGUGUUACAUUUGGGAUUGGAAAACGACUAAAUUGUACAAAAAAUGGAAAGCGCACGAUGGUGUAUGUAUCGAUGUAUUGUGGCAUCCACACGAACCUUCGAGGCUGGCUACAGCUGGUUGGGAUGGAAAAAUAAAAUAUUGGGACUAAGUGUCAUCGGCGAUUAUAUUUUUACUAAAAAAAAAAAAAAAAGAAAGAAAGAAAGAAAAAAAGGGAAAAAUUAUAUUUAUAUUUUAUAUCACGUGUACAAGGAGAUUUAUUUCGCGCAAAACUUUUUAAUUACGGUAUUAGAUAUAGAUGGAUGAAUGAAGAGAUCGUAAAAUUGUUCAAAAGUAUUUUAAUCGCAAUUGAUAAUUUAUAGUUAUUUUUCGCGAUUGUGAAACGAUUCACAUCUAAAUACGGAUAAUGAAUGAAGAAAGCAUCUUUUUUUUCCGUUUUGUAGCAAUAAAUGAGGCGUAAAAUUAGUCAUAUUGCUAUAUUAUAUAAUAAAAAAAAAAAAAAAA